AUGCAAACAACUGAAGAUCAGAACAAGGAUCCAGCUUUAUGGGAAAUUAACGACACUUUAAGGGAAAUUAUUGCAAGAUGCGGCUUCGAUCAAAACAAAUGUUCUGACUUCUCUAAAAGUGAAAGAGUAUAUGCUGAUCAACGUCGUUUCUUGCCAGUGAGUAUCUUCCAAAGAAAAAUGAAAAACAAUGAAGUAAAGGACCGAAAUUGGCUGGUUUACUCCGAAAGUAAGAGAUCCGUAUACUGCGGGCCGUGUUUAGCAUUUGGUCCAUUGGAGAAUAAAACUCAGUUCGAGAACGAAGGAUUUAAUGACUGGAAAAAUGCAGAACUUCGAGUAGCUCAGCAUGAAAACUCAGCGCGUCAUAAAUCCAGUAUCCUUAGUUUGAAAGCUAGAAGUGCGAUUGAUUCUCGAAUCGAUAAUUUACUUCAUUUGCAAAUUGAUGAAGAAAUCACUUAUUGGAGAAGCGUUUUGAAAAGGGUUGUUGCUGUAGUGAAGCGGCUGUGUUCAAGAGGUCUCGCUUUUAGAGGAAAAAGUGAAAAGUUCGGUGAUCCACACAACUGGAAUUAUUUUAUGAUCCUGGAACUGUUAGCUGAGUUCGAUCCUUUCUUAGCCAGUCAUAUUGAGCGGUUUGGGAAUCAAGGAUCCGGAAGUACCAGUUACUUGUCGAAAACAGUUUGCGAUGAGUUUAUACUCUUGAUGGGCCAUAAAGUAUUGAAGCAAAUUGGAGAUGAGAUAAGAAGGGCGAAAUACUUUUCCUUAAUUAUCGAUUCGACACCGGAUAUAGCGCAUGUGGACCAGCUCACCUUCGUGAUCCGAUAUGUUUCAGAAACAGGAGAACCCUGUGAAAGAUUCCUCAAGUUUUUGCCCUCAGUGGGACAUAAAGCUGAAGAAAUGUUUGCUGCUAUUGCUUCGGAACUGAAAACCUUGGGUUUGAAUAUUCAAGACUGCCGUGGACAAUCUUAUGACAAUGCCGCAAAUAUGUCUGGGAUAUACAAUGGCUUACAGGCUAAAAUUCAACGUCAAGCACCAUUUGCUUUUUUCGUUCCUUGCUCUGCCCAUUCUUUAAAUUUAGUGGCAACAGCGACUGCUGAAUCGUGCACAGAAGCUUGUCGAUUCUUUAUGUUGCUCCAAGAAAUAUACGUUUUUUUUUCAAGUUCGACACAACGCUGGAAGAUUUUGAUGACUGAAGUUGGAGAAGACAAAACAGUCAAGAGAGUAAACCUCACACGUUGGUCAGCUAGAGAGGAUGCGUGUAAAAGUUUGAGAGAUUCGUGGCACGAAGUCAUUAAAGCUUUGGAAGUAAUCAGGGACGAUUGCACGGAGAAGCCUGUCACAAGAAACGAAGCAACGGGAAUUCUUUCAAAGUUGAAUCAAUUGGAAACGGCGUUGAUGGUUGUUGUGUGGAACGUUUUUUUGGAAAGAAUAAACAAAGUAAAUGUUCAAAUCCAGGCUUCUACCGUCGAUUUGAUUACCGUAGCCGAUCUUUAUGAAUCUCUUCGCAAGUUUUUCGUGGAUCAACGGGAAAACUUCAAGUAUUUUGAAGAAAUGGCGAUGGAAUUAAGUGCGUCGAAGCAAUACGCAAAAGACCUCGGAAAAAGACAACCGAAAAGGAAAAAAAUUGCUGACGAAACACCCGAGGAAGAAAUAAGUAUGACCGCAAGUGAUACUUUCAAAAUCAACACAUUUCUCGUCAUCAUUGAUAGACUCGCAUCCGAAUUGGAAAAAAGGAAGAAGGCGUACGACAAUUUCAAUGAAAAAUUUUCAUUUCUGACCACAAUGAGCGAAUUGUCAUCAUCAACCCUUACGAAAAAGGCUCGGUCUUUGGAAGAAACGUACCCUAAUGAUUUAGAGACUGAAUUCGUUCAAGAAUGCAUACAUUUUCGAAGCCACAUUUCUUCGCAAAGCAUUCUGGUGAAACCAGAGAGUUUGCAGAACGUUUAUCCGAACUUGGACUUUAUUAUCCCUUCGUAUGGCUUUAUGUACACCAGCGACGAAUUGUUCGGGUGA
Messenger RNA from Vanessa atalanta (red admiral), 2007 nucleotides. Its product is annotated as zinc finger MYM-type protein 1-like. Bases 1 to 2007 code for a protein of 668 amino acids. The record is from RefSeq and is a predicted model, not a curated record. The transcript has a single exon. Lineage: Eukaryota; Metazoa; Arthropoda; Insecta; Lepidoptera; Nymphalidae.